AAAUCAAAUCUUUGUAUAAAUACUUCCCGAGUUUCUCCUCUCUUCCAACAAGAACAACUCACAAGACCGUUAUACAACCUCGGACAGCGGGACUCACAUUGCUAUCUUGUCAAAUACCAAAUUUUUACGUGAACUUACUGGAAUCGCCUCAACAUGCCUAAGAAUAAGGGAAAGGGUGGUAAAAACCGACGUCGUGGCAAGAACGAAAACGACAACGAGAAGCGUGAGCUUAUUUUCAAAGAAGACGGCCAGGAAUACGCCCAGGUCGUUAAGAUGUUGGGAAAUGGUCGUCUAGAGGCCCAGUGCUUCGACGGCGAAAAGCGUCUCGCACACAUUCGAGGGAAAUUGCGCAAGAAGGUGUGGAUCAACCAAGGCGAUAUUAUCCUACUUUCCCUCCGCGACUACCAAGACGAGAAAGGAGAUGUCAUCAUGAAGUACAGCGCCGACGAGGCUCGUAGUCUCAAGGCAUAUGGCGAGCUGCCCGAGAACGCCAAGAUCAACGAAACCGAUACAUAUGGUCACGAAGGCUUCGAAGACAACGUCGAGUUCGACGAGGACCGUGACAGUAGCGACGAAAAGGAGAUCGAUGUCGACGAGAUCUAAGAAAAUCACCACUACAACAUACCCGGCGAGCUUACCACUUUGUCAUUGUUUUCUAAAAGAGUGGUUUACCUCGGGUGGGACACGAGUGCCAUAGGUCGAUCUGCGUCGCUUUUCAUUACUGAAUAAUCUGAGCUAUUUUAUUCACGGGAAAACUUAUUCGGAAACACAGUCAUGAUGUGUCAUUCACGAUGUCGCUUUUCUUGGCUUGGUAUUGAAGAGGGACCGCUUCGAUUUGUUGGGCUCACUCCGAAGAAACAUCAAAGGCAUAACGGGUCAGAAAGUGAUUGACUGGGAGACUCUAUGUUGUGGUUAAGAAUUGGUACGGGCAGAGAAACUUUGACACUCGGUUUUGUUGUGUUGUGUGGCCUUAUACCCAUCAUUUCUCGGUCACAUUAUAGAUAUACGGGCAGGGUGCGGAUGAUGGUUGUGACAUGACUUACGAAGUGUUUACUUGAUUUUGACGUUUUCACCACAUACGCAUUGACUGCAUGUCACGGUUUAUGAACUACAUUUCUCCAUUUUCUCUCAAAAAACUUUACUCCAACAAUCAUGAUUCCAGAAUCGUUUCAUCAUUGGCCGCUGCCUUGCUGGCAGGUUUGCUUUGUCUUUUGCUUGUGAGGAUAUAAUGAAUCUGAAUUCUUAUACAUUGUAUAGCAAUAGAAUGAAAUCUGUCCAUUACAGAUUCACUCUCGGUUACCCUAUAUCAUGGCGGUAAAGGUAGUACAUGUCAGUAAAUCAGGAUGACUCCAAAGCUGAAACUCGCCUAAUGAGCUCAUGAACCUUCUGUCUCAUCCUCAAAAACACUUUUCCUAAAGAACCUAGUGAUCUUCCUUGCUGUUUCCUUCCCAACAAGCGGAUCGAGGUCUUCCACAUCCAUAUUAGCAAUCUCAUGAAUGCUAUUCGUCUCCAAACUCAACCGCUCAAGUACCACCGGUGUGACCCCGGGUACAGCACGAAGCAUAUCCUGCGGAAGUUGAUGAAAUACCCGAUGCUCUAUACCAGCCGCAGCCAUGACAUCGCCCGGAUGCGAAGAUGCCGCAAUAUCAACGUUGAGACCAAUCUGAACCGCCUUUAUAGGGUCGGGUUCUGGGUUAUUCUUUUUCAGCUCUGCGAAUAUUUCGGCUGUUUGGUAUGGUGAUGACGACCAUAUGAUUUUUAAGCGUGGGAAUGCUAGGGUCAGAAGGACGAGCAUGUGCUGUGCGGAUUUGGGAGUUGAUGGGUUGACGAGAGAACUAUUUGCCGCUGAUGCAGGAUUACCGGAUGACGUGAAGACAUAGUCCGAGAGAAAGCUCGUGCUAGGUAGGGAAGCGGAUGCAAAGGCGUCAAAGGUGAAGGACUUGUUUUGCUCAAACUCAAUCAGAAGUAGUGGGUUUUUGUAAUGCUUUAGCAUCGUCUCGGCCUGGUUAUAGAGACGACCGUUUUUCAGAGAGCUGAUCAAGUCACGUACGGACUUGCGCUCCACACAUAUAUCUGGGGUCAAGACGUAGUCUCCGACUGUUAACUGGCAAGGGACAACGACCAUACUACGGCCAUGUAGUAGAGACGGCAACGCGCUUCUAAAUUCGCGAACAUCCACAACGACAGUCGGUGGCGCUGCAGUAGCAGCCAAUCGUCCGCCGCCGGCUAUUCGAGUAUUUACAGUCCUGAGAAACUGUUCCUCGGG
Talaromyces stipitatus ATCC 10500 is the source of this 2266-nucleotide messenger RNA. RefSeq names its product eukaryotic translation initiation factor eIF-1A subunit, putative. The transcript has 2 exons. Gene Ontology annotation, cellular component: cytoplasm. Lineage: Eukaryota; Fungi; Ascomycota; Eurotiomycetes; Eurotiales; Trichocomaceae. The record is from RefSeq and is a predicted model, not a curated record. Bases 154 to 603 code for a protein of 149 amino acids. Gene Ontology annotation, molecular function: translation initiation factor activity; RNA binding. Gene Ontology annotation, biological process: translational initiation.